AUGGUGGAACAAGCUGUGGCUCGAGAACAUAUCAAAGCGAGAGUCAUGUCACUGGUGAGGUCGGUAGAGCCAUAUAGGAACCCAAAGCUUUACUCUUUGAACGAGAAUGGUACCAACAACAACAAUGGUGGCGCCAAUUCUGCUCUAACUUUUGAUCCAGAGAGGUCCAAGAACACUUGUCUUACUGAUGAUUCCUAUCCAGUCCAAAGCUAUGAGAAGUACUUCAUCGAUUCACCAACUGACGAGUUUGGACAACAACAACAGCAUCCUGUUGGCUCCGGUGGUGCCUCGGUUAGCUCAUUUGGCUCUUUGGACUCAUUCCCUUACCAGCCAAGACCUGUUCUUGGAUGCUCCAUGGAGUUUCAGCUGCCGUUUGACUCAACCUCUACUUCAUCAACGAGGCUGUUUGGAGCUCAAAGUCCGAGCAUGGAUGUCGUGUUGGAGGAGUUUGAUGAUGACCAAAUGAGAUCAAAGAUUCAAGAGCUUGAAAGAGCGCUGCUUCUUGACGAUGAAGAUGAUAAAAUGAUUGGCAUAGAUCAGCUGAUGGAGAUCGACAACAACAACAACAACAACAACGAAUGGUCUCAUCAUCAAGACUCUCCCAAAGAGUCCUCAUCUGCAGACUCCAACUCUCAUGUAAGCAGCAAAGAAGUGGUGUCACAAGCUUCCACUCCGAAGCAAAUCUUGAUAUCUUGCGCUCGUGCGCUGUCCGAAGGCAAAUCAGAGGAAGCUCUGUCAAUGGUGAACGAGCUGAGGCAGGUAGUUUCGAUCCAAGGAGAUCCUUCUCAGAGAAUCGCAGCUUACAUGGUUGAAGGCUUAGCUGCAAGAAUGGCUGCUUCAGGGAAGUUUCUCUACAGAGCAUUGAAAUGCAAAGAGCCUCCUUCUGAUGAGAGGCUCGCUGCAAUGCAAGUCCUCUUUGAAGUCUGCCCUUGUUUCAAGUUCGGUUUCCUAGCAGCUAACGGAGCCAUCAUCGAAGCCAUCAGAGGCGAAGAAGAAGUUCACAUAAUCGACUUCGAUAUCAACCAAGGGAACCAAUACAUGACACUGAUACAAACCGUUGCUGAGAUAUCCGGUAAACGUCCUCGCCUGAGGCUAACCGGAAUAGACGACCCUGAAUCAGUCCAACGAUCAAUCGGAGGGUUGAGAAUCAUCGGUUUAAGACUCGAACAGUACGCGCAAGAUCAUGGAGUGUCCUUCAAGUUCAAAGCCGUGCCUUCCAAGACAUCGAUUGUCUCUCCAUCGACGCUAGGUUGCAAACAAGGAGAGACCUUGAUCGUGAACUUUGCGUUCCAGCUUCACCACAUGCCUGACGAGAGCGUGACGACGGUGAACCAGCGAGACGAGCUGCUCCACAUGGUGAAAAGCCUAAACCCUAAGCUCGUGACGGUGGUCGAGCAAGACGUGAACACAAACACUUCGCCGUUCUUGCCGAGAUUCGUGGAGGCUUACGAGUACUACUCCGCGGUGUUCGAGUCGCUGGACAUGACGCUUCCGAGGGAAAGCCAAGAGAGGAUGAACGUGGAGAGACAGUGUCUUGCUAGAGACAUUGUCAACAUCGUCGCUUGCGAAGGAGAAGAACGGAUUGAGAGGUACGAGGUUGCCGGAAAAUGGAGAGCGAGGAUGAUGAUGGCUGGUUUCAGUCCAAGACCGAUGAGCUCUAGAGUGACGAUCAUGUUGCAGAAUCUCAUAAAGCAGCAGUAUUGCAGUAAGUACAAGGUUGAAGAGGAAAUGGGUGAGCUCCAUUUUGGCUGGGAGGAGAAAAGCUUGAUUGUUGCAUCAGCUUGGAGGUAA
Microthlaspi erraticum is the source of this 1791-nucleotide messenger RNA. NCBI's taxonomy places the organism in Eukaryota, Viridiplantae, Streptophyta, Magnoliopsida, Brassicales, Brassicaceae. The record is from the annotation of a GenBank genome assembly.